CAAAACUUACCUUUGUUUCUACCAUUCUUGGGCUUGUUCUGUGCUCUCUUGGAAAUAAUUUGGGAUCUCUCUUCCCCUUUAUAAAGUUGUUUCUUUGCCUUUUUUAGGCCUAUCUUUCCUCCACCUAAAUCAUCUCUUCUCUUGUUUCUUUUUCCAUUUCCUCUUCUGUUGUGGAGAUCGAAAAUGGUGAGGGGGAAGACUCAGAUGAGGCGUAUAGAGAACGCGACAAGCAGGCAAGUGACUUUUUCCAAGAGGAGAAAUGGAUUGUUGAAGAAGGCCUUCGAGCUUUCUGUUCUUUGUGAUGCUGAAGUUGCUUUGAUUAUCUUCUCCCCUAGAGGCAAGCUCCAUGAAUUUGCCAGCUCAAGCAUGCAUGAGACCAUCGAACGAUACCGCAAACACACUAAGGAUGUUCAAAGUAACAACACGCCUGUGGUGCAAAACAUGCAGCAUCUAGAGCAUGAAACAGCAACUUUGGCAAAGAAGAUAGAGCUUCUUGAAGUUUCAAAGAGGAAACUAUUGGGAGAAGGUUUGGGAUCGUGUUCCAUUACGGAACUGCAACAGAUAGAACAGCAGCUGGAGAAGAGUGUGAGCACUGUUCGAGCCAGAAAGAUGCAGGUCUUCAAAGAGCAGAUCGAACAACUAAAAGAAAAGGAGAAGAAUCUUGCAGCAGAUAAUGCAAUGCUGCUUGCCAAGUAUGAAGUUCAACCGCGACAAGAAUCGCCAGAAGACGGAGGAAACAUAACAUCCACAACAGAAACCAGCGAGAACUCAGACGUGGAGACUGAGCUGUUCAUCGGACCUCCAGAAAAGAGAUUCAAGCGCAUUAUGGAGAAAUGAUACUAUGCAUGCACGUGGCUUGUUGCUUUUGAUUUCGCUUGUCUAGUUCUUUACAUAGUUGUCCAAGAAAAAACUCUUGUUUCUCAUCAAACAAUGACACAAAUAAUGGCUGGUUUGGUGAAUCAUGUUUGUUGUUCCCUUGACA
Molecule: messenger RNA, 982 nt
Organism: Daucus carota subsp. sativus
Lineage: Eukaryota; Viridiplantae; Streptophyta; Magnoliopsida; Apiales; Apiaceae
Product: MADS-box protein SOC1-like
Exons: 8
Coding region: 184-837 (217 amino acids)
Biological process (GO): positive regulation of transcription by RNA polymerase II
Cellular component (GO): nucleus
Molecular function (GO): DNA-binding transcription factor activity, RNA polymerase II-specific; protein dimerization activity; RNA polymerase II cis-regulatory region sequence-specific DNA binding
Source: RefSeq, a predicted model, not a curated record